AAUCAGAAGCAUCAUCACAAGAAAUUCACAACAAGAAAGACCUCAAAAUCUCCAUUAAAAUUGCCCAAGAAUCGCAGAAUCCGGACCCGAAAACACUUGACAAAAUAUCGCAUGUAUUCACUUUUCUAGUAUAAUCCUAUCCUAUCUUAUAGUUUUGGUGGGUCGGAAAAUGGAUCCGGCGCCUAACGGUGAAGAACCCACUUCCUGGGAUGAAUUAUGUAACAUAAAUUUGAUUCCAUCUGAACUGUUCCUCAAAUUCAGAAAAGAAAUUCAGGGGUUGCGAGUUGGAGUCAAUUUGGAGUUCUACAAUGCCCCCAUCAAUGAUUUCCAAACUAAGCUUGUGCUGAAGCCUUUAUCCCCUGAACGGAGGUGGAAGUUCGCUUAUGAGCCUUUACAUCAAGAUGUUCGACUUCUUUCCAAAAAGAUUCCCGUUACAAAAUUUCUUAAUCUCCAGGUUGGGGUAGGCCAUAAUUUCAAGAUGAACGCAACUGGAUGGAAAUGGAAGCUCACCACCUGUUUGGGUGGAGACGGAGUUUCUCGGAUUCGGAAUAAGACAACGCUUGGCUUGGUUCCUGGCCUGGAUUUUAGAUUCGGGUGGAGGGCGGAUUAUGUUCUACCGGAAGCUACGGGAGCUCUUGGUACCAAUGAACCAUUGUUCAACUUGAACUCAGGGCGGUUGCAAGCAUCGUUAGAUAGAGUUGAGGCCAUUGUGACUCAUUCAUCUGAUAGGUUGUGAUCAGCUGUCAACACAUCAGGUAUGAUUAUCUCGAGACCUUUUCCGGAGCAUUUAAGAUCGACUUUUGACGUAGUAUAACUGACAACUUGUAGGAUACUUUCAAAGUAACUGGAAUCUUCAGCCAUUUAAUCCGGGAAUAUGCAUUUCACAUCUGCGUUUUUACCUAUGAUGUCUGUCUCUGAACAUGCUUCUUUUCACAUUAGCACGAUGAGUUAUAUUUCACGACAGACCCUCAUUGUGUUACUUAGCUGCAUUUAGAUUCAGAUGAAUUGGAUUUUUUGUAUAACAGUUUUCUUUCGGAAACUUCAAUCUUAGCAGGGCCAGCUUGAACCGAAAUUGAAUAGAGGUACACUUACUAAAUACGAAUGUUGUGGCUCUUCCGUAUAGCAUUAAGUAGCCAGUGUUUGAAGAAACCGGGAUUUCGAAUUCAAAUAUUCUCCUCAAAACUAAAGCAUGCUAAUGUA
Hibiscus syriacus is the source of this 1200-nucleotide messenger RNA. RefSeq lists its product as uncharacterized. The record is from RefSeq and is a predicted model, not a curated record. The transcript has 5 exons. The coding region runs from base 170 to 736 and encodes 188 amino acids. Lineage: Eukaryota; Viridiplantae; Streptophyta; Magnoliopsida; Malvales; Malvaceae.